Molecule: messenger RNA, 4151 nt
Organism: Nasonia vitripennis (jewel wasp)
Lineage: Eukaryota; Metazoa; Arthropoda; Insecta; Hymenoptera; Pteromalidae
Exons: 4
Coding region: 1104-3767 (887 amino acids)
Source: RefSeq, a predicted model, not a curated record
AACAAGCUGAUUCCCUCGUCCUACUCAAUCUCCUCUCGGUUCCCGCCUGUGUGUAGGCGAGAGAUGCGGCUCUUUUCUCGGAAAUCGUUGUCGGAUUCUAUAUCUCCAUCGAAUAUACAUCCAGAUGCACACUCGGCUAAUUCUCUCGUUCGGAUUCGGAGCAGGCCAAUUAAGCCGAUCGAGCGUGAUUUCUCAUGAUCCGCGACCUAAAUAUAACUAUAUACGCGCAGGUAUACGAAAAUUUCUCUCUCGGUGCAUCCUUAUUUGACGCUCGCUGCAGCAGCCGACUCUCUCGCGAUUUUCCGGUGUCUCCUACGCUCGAUCCCUUUCUCUCUCUCCUUUCUCCUUCGCGCGCAGCUAUCGCUCCUUUAUUUUCCUUUCUACCUACAUAUAAUACGCUCUCCGUGCAACGCCCCUUUUACCCGCGCCACCACCAUCAGCGGCAGCAGAAACGAUCGCCGGGAGAAGAGAGCCGGUUACACCCGCGGCGGCACACGAUGCCAAAGACUGGAGGGGCUUUUCCACACGCUGCUCCACUCGCCGCCGUGUGUGUGCGAGCGUUUACUUCGCAAAGAUCCUCCGGCAAAGACGGCUGUACUCUCCGCGGCUUGUCUCUGUCUGUCUCUCUCUCUCUCUCUCUCUCGUCCGUGAUUGUCCGAGAGCAAAGCGACGUGUACACAGAGUGGAGAGCGAGGUGUGCUGCACUGGUGGGAGAGACGAUAACUCGAGCUUCCAAGAGGAGAGGCGAGUUAAGUCGAGCGGAGCAAGUCGCCGAGGACCAGUGCUCUCGUCGAGGCGACACGACGUGUACAUACAGAGACUCGCGCUGAGAUAUAUAGACACACGCGGGUGCAGUCGUGCUUCGAUCUUGUAUACAACGAUAGCGAUAGCUCUGUUGGACGACGCUGAUCUUUGAUAUCUCGAGAUUUUCUCGUUGGUCCGCACUCGUGUGUCCGCAUUUUUGCCCGAUCGUACAACGCGUCUCCGGAGCAGCGGGAGGAAAAGAUCGACGGGAAGAGAGGAAGUGAGGAGCCGAGGGAAGACGUUCCGCCGACACAACGGACUGGAGUGGAGCUCGCUGUUCAUGCGUUAAGCAGAAGGACAUGACGCUGAUCCUCCGCACAGUGGUGGUUCUGGCCGUACUGCUGGCACCCACGACUGCGACCCCACCGGCCGGAUACGUCAAGCAGCCCGACAAUGACAAGAAUCCACCGUCGUACCGGUACAAGUACGAGGUCGAGGACAAGACACUGGGCGACGGCCAGGGCAAGGCGGAGGCCCGCGAGGGCGAGCACGCCCGCGGUCGAUACUACGUGAAUUCCGGACGAGCUUCCACCGACGUCAAGUACAUCGCCGAUGAAUGGGGCUAUCAUCCGCUCGUCAGGUACGCGGCGGCCGACGAUCACAGCAGCGCCUCGGCGAGCUUCGCCUUCGGCGAGAAAGCCGUCAAUGAUCUGCUCAACGAGAAUAAGAACGGCCCAUCCAGCCCCGAGGGCGAACAGAGGAAGCUUUUCCAGCCCAACGUGGAGAACGAAACUUUCGACGGCCUGGCUCAGGUUUCCAUCCAGUCCGAUCCCAGCGCGAACCCCUUGAACGUUAACUACGUCGCGGGGCUGGCUCAGCUCAUCGAGCCCGUAUCGGCCGGAAAUAACGAGCUGUCCUACCCCAACGGGCACCAGUCGCCCACGAUACAGCAGCAGGAUAACAAGCUGAGCUUUGAGGACGAGCAGCUGGUCAUCGAGAACGUCGGGAGCUACGGUCAGCGAGCCGUGGAUCAGCUCUAUAGCACGACGACGACGAGUCCGCCGACGAGCACUCGAGCCGGCCGCUAUUUCCACGGGCGAACGCGCCAGAAGACCUCCAAGACCUACCUGCCCGACAUAAUACCCGGCUUGAGUGCCUAUUCUUCCAGCGCCUUCCCGCCCGUGCAGGAUAAUAGCGUCGGCGGCGGCGUCGAGACCGAUCAGAGCGGCGACGUUCCCGCCACGACGGCCAGUCCACUCCUGAUCAAUUACGGCGCCCCGCAGGCCGUGCUCUCGAGCAAGACGGCCCAGGAGCUCGUCGCGACCAUCGAGAAGCAGCGCGCCUCCUUCGCCAAACCCAUUGUCGUGCAGGAGGUGCAGAGCCCCGAGCAGAGGCCUUUCCAGUACAGCACGACCUUCGAGUGCGAGGACGACGAGCAGCCGAUCACGGCCAAUCCGCUGCAGGCCUCGGACUCGGCUUCCUCUCACAUACUCAACCCCAUCCAGGCGGGAGUGGCUCUCGUCAACGCGGGCGAGGCCCAUCUCAUCGGCGACAGCGAGGGCCCUCCGCCGGCGCCCGUCAACGAGCACAUCGAGGAAGACGCUCCUCCAAAUGGAAACCAGGGCCAGAUCGUCAACAACGGCAUCGUCGCGCAGCAGUCGGCCGGCAAUUACGUCGGUGUCAACCCGGCCUUCGGUGGCGUGCACGACGAGGCCAGAGCCAGCUCGACGACGCCUCAGCCGCAGCUUCAAUCGUCGGCGGCGCCGAGUCAGAUCCAGAGACAGGACCAGGCAGUGGAGGUCCAGAAGUCCAUCGAGAUCUACAGCAGCUCACCGGCCGGUAGCCAGGAGCUUCAGCUGAAGGAGCAACAGCAGCAGCCGGCGACAAUCGACCAGCAGCAGUACCUGACGAACCUCGCGGAGAUCGGCGCCAAGCAGGGCUCGACUCGGACGCGCAGCGAGACCUUCACUAAGCUCUACGAGAUCGGCGACAGCUACCCCAAGGACUCGUCGGCCGACAAGCCGGUCUACGUGGUACCGCCCGGCACCUACGUGCUCGAGGACAGCUCCGUGCUGAGGAACAGCCUGCUGCAGGAGAAAAUACACCAGCACGAUAGCGGGAUCAAGAUGCAGCGACAGCCCUACCGGCCGUUCGAGAAGAAGAAGAUACCAAUCUCCCACCCGUACCCGAUCCCCGUGCUGCCGGUGCCGAUACCGAUCGAGAAGGUAAUCGAGCGCAAGGUGCCGGUACCGGUGCACAUCCCCAUCCCUCAUCCCUACCCGGUGGAGAAGCCCGUGCACAUUCCCGUGCCGAUCGAGAAGAUCGUGGAGAAGCCGGUGCACAUCCCCAUCCCCGUGGAGAAGAUAAUCGAGAAGAAGAUACCGGUCUCGCAGCCCUACCCGAUCGAGGUGACCAAGUACAUCGAGAAGCCGGUCAUCGUACACGCCCCCUACGGAGUCCAGUACGGCGUGAGCUACCAGCAGAUAAUGAAGCCGCAGAACUACGGACUCUACGGCGGCAACAACAACUUGGCUCUGGCCACUUUCGGCCUGCACAACUACGUGAACAAGAACGAGCCGAUCGCCAACAGUCUGAACCACAGCCAAGCAUUCCAGGGCUACGUCUACGACAAGCCGGCCAUACCGUUCCACGAGGGCAAGGAGAGCCUCGAGUACGAGAAGCUGCCCUACAACUCGUACAUCCCGGUCUCGUACCAGUCGCCGGGCGCCAACAGCCUCUUCCACAGGCGACACACGCAGCCCCAGCGCGACGACUACUCCGGCCCCGUGCCGCCGCUCCAGCACGUGCAGCGUCAGUUCGGCUUCCAGUCGAAGCAGUCUUACGGAUCGUAUCCCGAGAGGCCGCAGCUGCAGACGGGCUCGCGCAAGUCGCGGAAUCACGAGCCUCCCCAGAGAUUCCAGAAGGGAAACUUCCGCCAGUCGAAGAUCGAGUACGGCUUCAAGCCGCCGAUGGUGCCGUCCGUGCAGUACGACGAGGAAACGGCCUCCAAGGUCGAGAGCUGAGCUCGCUGUCCGUUGUACGGGAUUUUUGUAUAGAAAAACAGGGGUCGUUCCGCUACCCCGUCGAAUGUAGAGCGAAAGGAAGGAUCGUAGAGUAUCUUUGUAAAUUGUAUUUAAGUCGUACUUUUUAAGAGUAGUGUCGUCCGCAAGAGGAUGUGAAAUGCGGACGCGCUUUCGCGGGAGCUGAUCGCGAGUCGGCACUUCACUUCCCCUUGUGAUUAUUUAAUUCUCAUUUUUUUACUCUCCUAUAACUAGUAAUUCUGUGCAAGUAUAAUAAGAAUUCGCGUGACCUACGCUCGGUCGCGAAGAUUUUCCAAUAAUAAAGUACUGUGUACAUUUGUGUAUCGUCUGUAUGAAAAAAGAAAGAAGAAACUCGAUGAAAAAAAA